AUGGCCAAUUAUCUCGCCUCCAUUUUCGGUACCGAGCAGGACAAGGUCAACUGCUCCUUCUAUUACAAGAUCGGCGCAUGUCGCCACGGCGAUCGAUGCUCGCGCAAGCAUGUCAAGCCUUCAUACUCGCAAACAAUCUUGAUGCCCAAUAUGUAUCAGAACCCUGCCUACGACCCCAAGACCAAGAUGAACCCCAGCCAGCUCCAGAAUCACUUUGAUGCAUUCUACGAGGACGUCUGGUGCGAGAUGUGCAAGUACGGCGAACUGGAGGAGUUGGUAGUAUGCGACAACAACAAUGACCGUAAGUUCUGCCCAUUCAAAUCUUGUCUGCUUUCUUUGCUCGAGGGUACAAUGUCUGAUCGUUUCUCCCCAUUCUUGACUACAGACCUGAUCGGCAACGUUUACGCACGAUUCAAGUACGAAGAAGACGCACAAGCUGCGUGCGAUACGCUGAAUUCUCGGUGGUACGCUGCGCGACCGAUAUAUUGUGAACUUUCACCAGUGACGGAUUUCCGGGAAGCGUGUUGCCGACUGAAUAGUGGUGAAGGGUGCGUCCGCGGAGGGUUCUGCAACUUCAUCCAUCGCAAAGAUCCCAGUCCCGAGUUGGACCGAGAAUUGCGAUUGAGCACAAAGAAGUGGCUCAAGGAGCGCGGUCGCGACGCACGCAGCGUCAGCCGCAGCCCGAGUCCCGAGCCAACCCGACGGAGAUACUAA
Penicillium oxalicum is the source of this 714-nucleotide messenger RNA. RefSeq names its product zinc finger CCCH domain-containing protein. Gene Ontology annotation, molecular function: metal ion binding; pre-mRNA 3'-splice site binding. Bases 1 to 714 code for a protein of 237 amino acids. The transcript has a single exon. Gene Ontology annotation, cellular component: U2AF complex; spliceosomal complex. NCBI's taxonomy places the organism in Eukaryota, Fungi, Ascomycota, Eurotiomycetes, Eurotiales, Aspergillaceae. The record is from RefSeq and is a predicted model, not a curated record. Gene Ontology annotation, biological process: mRNA splicing, via spliceosome.